AAAUACAGCGUUGAGGUUUUGAAGGGCCUUCAGUUUUACAAAUGUCCAACGGCGAAAAAUGUCUUGCACAAAUCUGGUGUUUGUUACUUUCCUCGCUUUCUUUGUUUGCUUUCGUCUUCUUCCAGUGAAAGGAGGGCAAGUUUUCAAAUUAGGUGCUAUUUUCCCCAAGAACAACACAGAUUUAGACGAAAAGAUUUUAAGGUUUGCAAUCGACACCGUGAAUAAAGAGGGAUGGCUCUCCAAUAUCACUCUUAACUGUUCGAUACGAUAUGCGGCUGCAGAUGAUUCGUUUGAGAAUAUUUAUAAAGUCAAUCAGCUGAUCAACGAGGGAGUGAUUGCAAUCAUUGGUCCAAAGACUUCAGUUGCUGUGAAAGCGACGUACUCAUUAUGUUCUAAGUUGCAAAUUCCCCAAAUUAGUGCCAGUGCUACGGAUCCAGAAUUUUUCUUCAAUUAUGUUCGUUACCGUUACUUGCUGCGCAUGUCUCCUGAUGAUAUAAGAAUGAAUUAUGCGAUGCAGGAAUUGAUUGCAUACCACAAGUGGAAAAGAAUGGGGAUCUUAACAGCAAGCACACUCUACGACAUGAAUGCAUUGAGCCAAUUCAUAGGGUUUGCUACAGACGAAAAGUGGGAAAUACUGGGAGUUGAGCACUUUACAGUCACAGCUGGUAGUUAUAAAAUAAAUGCUACAAAAAACCUGCUAAAUCUGAGGGAGAAGGGCGCACGCGUGAUACUGUUAAGCUGCCCAGCUGAUUAUGUACCACAAGUACUGGAACAAGCGGAACGACUGGACAUGAUCAGAGAAUGGGUGUGGAUUUUGACUGACAAUGCAAUUUCUCAGGAUGACAGAGAAAUUUCUUACAAAGAGGGAGUCAUUGGCGUGCGUUUACCCGUCAGAGGUCGUGGCCAACUGUUUGAUAGAGUUUCGAAGGAAUGGAGCAAAAUUGUUGAAACGUCAUCUAUUAAUGCUCGGUCAGGACGGAUCUAUGACGCUGUUUUAACUGUCGCCAGGGCUAUCGAAGAAAUUCUUUCUGAGAACAAAUCACUCUCGCAGCCUCCUGUUGGCAAUGGACUGUGCAGAUCUGAUAAACCGUGGAUAGACGGAAAGAUGCUUCUGGACAAAAUGAAAAGGGUAAAAGCUCCGGGAGUUAUGAACAAUAUUAGCUUUACUAGUAGGACUGGAUCACCAGGGGAAACCGUGUACGAUGUGGUUAAUUUUCAGACUGAUGACAAAUGGGUUGAGGUAGGAGACUUUCAAUGGAGCCGCACGCAGCAGCAGUUAAAAAUGAACAGAAAAAGACCGAUUGUAUGGUUAGAUGGAAACCUCGAUGUACCAAAGCUGGCAAGUCUUGAGCUAAAAUACAGCAGAAUCAAAGUGCUAAUCGCCCUGAGUCCACCGUUCGUAAUGAAAAAAGAAAAUUCCACGAACAGUAAUUCAGAUGUAGAAUACGAGGGAUUCUGUAUUGACUUAUUAGACGAGCUGAAGAAGAAAUUACAAUUUGAAUAUCAUCUGGAACUGAGAGAUAACUUUGGUGACCAGCAGAGUGAUGGUACUUGGAGUGGAAUUAUUGGGGAGCUGACAAGAAAGAAAGCUCAACUGGCCGUUUCCACUAUAAUCAUCAGCCCUGAACGCGAAAAAGCAGUGGACUUUACACAACCUUACUACAGUCUGGGAUUCAAGAUAGUUAUGAAGAAAACAGACAUGGAAAACAAGGUGAAUACCUGGGGAUUUUUAGAUCCUUUUGAGAAGACUUUGUGGAUUGCCAUCAUCAGCUCAUCAGUGAUCAUAGGAACUGUGGUUUGGAUCUAUGACCGACUGAGCCCGUAUGGCUACUAUGGCAAGGUGGUACAAUCAGCGGAAGUCAGCAGCGAGGAAGCGCUUGCGAAGAAUACCCUCUCGUUAUUUCAUUCAUUCUGGGCAGCGGUUGCCUCUUAUCUAGAGCAGACUCCAGAUAACCUGCACCCGAUUUCUCAAUCUGGUAGAGCGACUACAUUAGCUUGGUGGUUUGCUAUUUCCAUAUUUGGUGCCACUUAUACCGCUAACCUGGCUGCGUUCCUGACCAUCAACAAAUAUGAAAAUCCAAUCACGAACAUUGAAGAUCUGGCCAAUCAGAACAAAGUAAAAUUUGGAACCGCGCGUGGUCAGCUGGCUACAAUGCUCAAAGAGGCUAAGCUCCCAGUCUACGAGAAACUAUGGGAUUUCAUCGAGCGUCAUGGAACACUGGAAAAGAAUCAUACAGCUGGGAUUGAAAAAGUGCGAAACACGGAAAAUUAUGCCUUCAUUUGGGACUCGGCAGUACUUGAAUAUGACGUGCAACAAGAACCGUGUAACACACUGACUCUUAUCGAAAGACCAUUUGGUAGUAUCAACUAUGGCUUCGCUCUCCCUCGCAGUUCACUUUACACUCAUAACUUUAGUGUAGCCAUGUUGGAGUUACAGCAAGAUGGCUUCUUACAGCGCAUGAAAGAGAAAUGGUUUAAAAGCCGCAGCGUGUGCGGUGCAGAGACACAGGCAGCCCAGGAAGCUGCUGAGGAGGGCGGUGACCAGCUUCAGUUUAGUGACUUGGCUGGGGUGUUCAUCACCCUUGUAGUGGGCGUGGCUGCUGGGUUGAUUGUCCUGUCCAUGGAACUGAUUUAUGCGUCUUACAAAGACACCCAGUCUAAAGAUGACGAGGCACCAAACACAUUAUGCGCAGCUCUUUGGCGAAGGUUGCGUCGAACUUAUAAGGGAUUCCACGAUCUCCACAAACGUGACGAGGGAGAAAAGCAGAAGGAAGAGGACCUGGCUAUGUCUGAGGGCCUCCUACUUCCCAGCGCUCUAGAAACGCAAAAUAUUUGAUUAUAUUCAAACUUGAGCCAGGAUGUUUUGACCGAGAGGCUUAGCAUGUGUGUGUGGAACUUUACAAGGCUCAUGAGGAAUUUAUGUAACUGUUAGACUUUAGAUGAAGGCAUGUACUUGUUUAAGAUAGCUUAGAGUCGGUUUUCCCUUAGCUUAAUGCUCCAUUUUUACUUGAAUAUAGCUAGGCUUCUCAUUAUAUGUUUAUCUGCUAUGCAUAAGACUCAUCUGGGAUAGGAAAGCUGAAGGAGACUCUCAUGUAAAAAUGGAGCAGAGAUGAAAUACAGGCUAUCACGGUUACCCAAUAAUUAUUACUAACAGUUUAAGAGAAUUAAUGAUAAUUUCCUCAAUCAUCCUUGAAGUGCGAUAUUUCAGCUUAAAGUAGUCACAGAUAGGUCUUUCUUAGUUAUUACUAAGGAUUUUGACUACCAUUCUUGCCAUUUUCAUGCGGAAGUCUUUUUUGUCAAGGGACCAAAUUUACUCAAGAAUGAGUCCCUUGUUAAAACUAAUUUGUUGCAGAUCAUUUGUAACAUUACAAGUUACCGUGUCCGGUAGGAUUGUUAUAUAUUGGAGACUAGACUGUGAAUGCUAUAGAUAGGACACUUAACUGCAAGAAAAUUUUAAAAAUAUGUCAGCUAAGGAAUUUGGUCAAAUGUAAACUAAAUAUUUUCAGCGGCGACUCCAGGAAGUUUUGGUUGAAGGAGGGGCAAACAUUGUUUCAGAAACUGGAUUUUUGUUUUUAAACUAGAGUAUGAUUCAAGAUAAGUGAAAUUUCAGUGCUUCAAGUUUAGAUGUAAUAUUUAUUCCUGUCGUUGUUAUAUUUCUGGUUUCAGGCAAGUAAUGAAAAUACCUACAGGUCUGAUUUGUAGGAGGGUCCAGGCCCCUCAGACUCUUUCCUUGGAUCUGCUAAACAUUAAAUAUUUAAAAGGUGUAGAAUUAAUCUAAUCCAUUUGGUUUGUAGAUAUGAUGUAAGGUGAAUUAUGGAAAAGGUACCAUCAAUAAAGAUGGCGAAUGAAAUUAUUCAUUUGUCAGGCCUUCCGAUCAUC
Messenger RNA from Pocillopora verrucosa, 3879 nucleotides. RefSeq names its product glutamate receptor ionotropic, kainate 2. Gene Ontology annotation, cellular component: postsynaptic density membrane; plasma membrane. Lineage: Eukaryota; Metazoa; Cnidaria; Anthozoa; Scleractinia; Pocilloporidae. Gene Ontology annotation, molecular function: transmitter-gated monoatomic ion channel activity involved in regulation of postsynaptic membrane potential; glutamate receptor activity. The record is from RefSeq and is a predicted model, not a curated record. Gene Ontology annotation, biological process: monoatomic ion transport; synaptic transmission, glutamatergic; modulation of chemical synaptic transmission.